Molecule: messenger RNA, 3749 nt
Organism: Stylophora pistillata
Lineage: Eukaryota; Metazoa; Cnidaria; Anthozoa; Scleractinia; Pocilloporidae
Product: protein FAM184A
Source: RefSeq, a predicted model, not a curated record
CGAAGUCAAAAUGGCUGCGAGUAAAACAGCUUCGAGUUUCCACAGUAUGCCGCAUAGAAACGGUACUUAUGUGGCUAACCAUGGAGGUAAUUCUCCCGCAGAUGGUACCCCAGACUUACAUCUCAAAAUGUCGAAAAAGAUCGCUCAACUUACCAAAGUUAUUUACGCGCUCAACACCAAAAAUGAUGAGCACGAAAAUGUUUUGGAAUACAUGAAAACGGCCCAUGAAGAAGAGAUGCAGAAGCUUAUGGCGGAAACAAAAGAAAGAGUGAACUAUUUUAAAACAAGGUUAAAUGCUGUUUCUGAACAAAGGCAGACGAUCGAUUUGUUAGAGUCGCAUUUGUCGAAGGAACGGCUCCAACGAGAAGAGGCGAUGUCGGAAUUUGAGAGAUUCAAGCGCCGAACAGAUGAUGAAGAAGCUCGUUUGAAAUCAGAGUUUUCUGAUAGGAUUUUAACCAUGUCCAAGGAAUUACUGGCCUCUAAAAAGGAGUUCGAAGAACGCUUGAAGGAUUUUCAGGCCACAAGGAAACUGCUAGAGGAAGAUAGGGACAAAGCUGUUGAGGAGUUAACGAGCAAACAUCACGACGAGAUCGACCAGCUUAUGAAAGCUCACCGUGUGCGUUAUGAUGAAGUUGUAAAGGAAAAACAAAGACUUGAAAAAGAAUUUCAGGAGAAGCUUGCUCGGGCAGAAUCUUCUAGUGAUGCUGUGACGGAAGAAAGACGUAGAAUUGAAUCUGAGUAUCAAGAAAAAUUGGACAAACUGAAAGCAUUUUACGAAAAGGAACUGGCUGCUUCGCGAACUUUGCAAGAAAAUUCCAAAGAAAUGCAAUUGAAAGAGUGGGAAAGUAGAGAGAGGGCUCUUAAAUCCGAAUGGAACAGACAAGAACGAAUCUUUAAGGACAGGAUUUCAGAGUUACUAAAUCAACUAAGUGAUGGAGAGCAACAUAUGUCCAUUUUAAAAACGCAACUAAAGGAACUGGAAUCCAAACUCGAAGGUAAAGAAGGUGACUCAACGACUUUGGCGAAACAACUCGAGGACGCGAGACUAGAGGGAUCCAAAGCCUUGAAAAGUUUAAGGGAGACGGAAAAUAACUUAACUGUGUCGAAAAAACGGUGUGAGGAGCAGGAGGCCGAAAUUGCUCGUCAAUCAAUGCAAAUCAGCAAACUUGAUGCAACCAAGUUGUCUCAAGAAACAACAAUCAAGGAACUGAAAACAAACAUUACAAGCUUAAAAAGUAAAUUGAGCAAGCUAGAGUCCGAACAUAAUGAUCUAGGAAAGAAGUUCAGUUCACACACAGUAGAAACAGACUUGGAGAGCAAGCGUCUUCAAAAGGAAAUUGAGAAACUUUCAAGGGAGAAGGAAGACUUGGAAUCAAAAUACAAUGCUGAGUUGAAAAGAGCUGGUGAACAAUCUACUAGCAAGGAAUUGUCACUGAGAAAAGAACUUGAAGAAGUCACGGCAAAGUUGAAGAAAGAUCACAGCAAAGAACUUGAGGAUAUUAAGACAAAACUUGGUAUUGACCAUAAUAACCACAUUAAGAAUUUACAUCAAGAAUUUCAAGAUAGCUUGUCUCAGAAAGAGAGAGAACUUUUGGAGAAGUCAGAGCAAGAACUUGAUAGAUUGCGAGUAGAGAAAAAUGAGGUUAUUGCUGAGUUUGAGAAUCAUUGCAGGGACUUGAAAAAUAAGUUGAGGGCGUCUGAAGAUGAAGUUCAGAGAUUGGAGAAGCUGGUUCAUGAUGGUGAGAAAGGACUGGGGUCUGCAUCAUCGCACAUUGACAGCUUGAAAACAGCCCUUAGUCAGACUAAGGAGGAAUUACAAAAGACAAAGGCUGACUUGCAAGAGGCUGAAAACAAGUACGCAAAGUCAAUGGAUGAUAUGUACAGGCUAGAAACACUCCAUGACAAAGCUCUAAAGGAUGCUAGAUUAGACUCAGAGGCUCAACUAACAUCACUUACCAAUGAGUUGGACACUAAAUGGAGUGAAAAAUUAAGGGAUGAAUGCAGUAAUCUGCGCUCUCAGCUGAAUGAACAGCACAGAGAGGAAAAUCGUGUGUCACUAGAGCAGCUGACAAAGCUAAAAGAUAUGCAGAGAGAAGAACUGAGAGCAGAGUUGCAAAGUAAAAUUGAUGCUCUGAAGAAAACUAUUGCUGAAACUCGAGGUGAUUUGGAAAGGGCCAACCGGAAUGCUACAACAGCUAAGCUUGACCUUCGCAAAGAAUUUGACUCACAGAGGAAACACAUGGAGGAAGAAAUGUCUGCAUUAUCUCUACAGCACAACAAGAGACUGGAGGAAUUGAUAGAAAAACACAAGGAAGAGCUCAAGAAGCUAGAGGGCCUCAAAGAUGAAGAAAUGAAGGAACGUGAGAGCACAUUACAGAAGAGUCACAGAGAUGAGAUCACAUCUCAACUGCAUGCAAAUAAACUCAUGAUAGAUGCUGUCAAAUCCCAAGCUGAACAGACACACAUAAAAGACAUUGAAGAGAUAAAAGUCAAACAUGAAAAUGAUCAAGAAAAUAUGAGAAGUGAGCUGUUGCGUGUACAACAGGAGGAAAUGCAGAGAUUGCAUAGAGAAUUUGAAGUUCAAUUAGCAGCUGUGAAACUUCAACUUCAACGUGCCAACGAGAUGCACUCCAAAGAUGAAAAUGAACAUCAGAAUCAGAUAGAAGAGCUUAGACGAGAGAUUGAAGAGAGAGAGUGCCAUCUAAAAGAACUGGAUGAGGAAAUCAGGGAAGUUAAAAGCAAUGUAGAAGAGCUUCAACACGAACUGCAAGCCAAAGGGCAGGAGAUACUUAGUGUCAGACGGGAGGCUAAUUCACAAAUGAGGAAACGAGAAGAGGACCUGGCUAGAUCACAUCAGAAAGAGGUGGACGCUAUAGCAGCAGAGCAUUUGCGCGAGACUCAGGCCUUGCUGACAGAGUUCAACAGAUCCAAGGAACUUCUCAGCGACAAGAUUUCUGCUUUACAAUUAAUGCUGGAGGAAGCUGAAGAAAAAUUCAGGAGCCGACAGUCGCGACCAGAAGACCUGGAAGUUAUUGAACAACUCAGGAGGGCCCUGGCUGAGAGGGAACUGGAUAUGAAGAGACUUGUGGAUGAGAAGAGGUAUUUUCAACUGGAGCUUCUCAACAGGGAAACAAACUUCAAUAAAGUUUUCAAAGCAGCUCCAAAUAUUGGUGUCAUCAACCCACUGCAGGCUAAAACAAAACCAGGAAAGGGAGGGGUGCGACAAGGCAGUACUCUUGUCAUGAACUCAUCGCAGCUGGAACCUAUCCCUAACAUGCCUGUGCAUGAGAAAAAACUUAAUAACAGUCGGCCCCUACCGCCAACCCCACCAAAGGAACCUCCAUCCCACAGGAAGACUACAGUCUACUAAAAAAAAAUACUGGACUGUCUUCUGACUUGUUACAUACAUUGCAAUGUUGAUAUGACUCCGUCUCUUUGUCGUGUAAUUGAAUCCUUAAGAUAAAGUGCUCACUUUGUUGUAUCUUUACCUGUAAAUACAGUAUUGGCGUAAUUAUCAAACAAGGGAGCUGUGAGAUGCCCACUGGGCUUCUUUUGUAUAUCUCAAAACGUUUCCCCAUACUAACUGGCUGCCCUCAUUAGAAAAAUUUGAUGGACAUGUCUUCCAACCUUCAACACAUGUAUAGUGUACAGCAGAAUGUAAAUAAUAGAACUGUAUGGAAUUUUGCAUUAGGAAGUUGUUUGUACACAAUGCAGUAUAGUAAUAAAUGUAUAAAAAGUGUUUGCAUCUA